AUGCCUGCAUUUUCGAAGCUCUAUCUCUUCGUUUACAAUUCCCUUCAGGCCUUUGGAUGGGGAGUUUCUCUCUUUGCAAUUCUGAAUAACUUCUUUUCUACUCACUCACUCAAUGGAGCUUAUGCUUCUGCUGGAGACCUUAUCUACAAUGGCAGCGAUGGCAGAACCAACGAAUGGACCGAGCCAGUAGACCCAGUGGCUUUACCAUGGCCAACUGACAAUGGCUGGUCCAAAGGAGACUGCGGGAUUCAUAGAUGCACCAUCAAAAGCACCACCAGCUAA
This is a messenger RNA of Dovyalis caffra, 282 nucleotides long. The record is from the annotation of a GenBank genome assembly. Lineage: Eukaryota; Viridiplantae; Streptophyta; Magnoliopsida; Malpighiales; Salicaceae.